Ogataea parapolymorpha DL-1 is the source of this 414-nucleotide messenger RNA. RefSeq lists its product as uncharacterized. The record is from RefSeq and is a predicted model, not a curated record. The transcript has a single exon. The coding region runs from base 1 to 414 and encodes 137 amino acids. NCBI's taxonomy places the organism in Eukaryota, Fungi, Ascomycota, Pichiomycetes, Pichiales, Pichiaceae.
AUGACAUAUGUGCCCGUUGGAUACAUUGCCCCUCGAUUUCCGGCUCUAGGAUGGCCUCUAACUAAGUACUAUCUCUACUACACCAAAGAUGUGGUCAAAUUUACAAUGUUCUGGUGCAUUAUUUUGAUGACCGCGUUCUAUUUGGCUGCCGCACUGAUCGCCUCCUUCACAUACUACAAGAACAACAAGGACAGCAAGAAAAAAGGUACCGCCCUGGUGGCUAUCGUCGGGGUCUAUGUGCUUGUUGGAGUGAUCCAGGCAGUGUUGUCUGGAUCGCUAAUUGGCCUGCUACUUGCCGAAAUAUACAAAAGCGGUCAGUUUGGACUGAACCCAUGGCUAACGUUCAUCUACGGCAUCAUUGUGGUGCUCUUCAAUAUUGCAACUUCGUAUUCGCUAACCAGUGUUUUAUUAUAA